AUGUCCUACGUGCGCACCGACAACUCCGACGACCUCACCGGCAGUCCAAUGGGUAUUCCCGUGGGAACUCCCCAUUCCCACGCGCAAUCCCACGCCACCAUCGGCGAGGCGCUGCGCUUCGCGGGAGGCUUCGGCCGCUUCCAGUGGCGCGUGCUCGGCGCGACGAUAUUCGUGUGGCAAUGCAACUGCUUCUGCGCGCUCCUCCCGGUGCUGCUGCUGCCGCGGCUAGAGACCGAGUGGGCGCUCAGCGACGCCGACCUCGCCCUCGUCAACUCGGCAUACUUUGUGGGCCAGUUCUGGGGCCAGCUCCUCGUCGGCCCGGCGAGCGACCGCUUUGGCCGGCGCGCUUGCGUCUGCCUGCUCGUCCCGGCUUCGUACCUCUCGGGCCUCGCCCACUUUGCGUGCGGUCAGCUCAAACAGCUCGUCGCCGUGCGCGCGGUGAGUGGCGCUGUCUCCGGCGGCAUGGUCAUCGCGGUGAGCGUCGUCGCGAUGGAACUGUGCCCCGCGGACAGGCGAGCUUUCGUCACCUCUGUCGGCUUCGCCGUCGGGUGGGUCGGCGGGCUCCUCCUCCUCGUCGGCGUCGACUGGCUCGCCGCCGACAGGCCGUGGCAGUGGCUCGCUGUCGCCGGCCUCCUGGCGCUUUCGGGCUUCGCUUGGUGCGCCUCGACGAUAGCCUACUACGGCAUCGUGCUGUGGCCAAUCUCGCUCGGCGACGGCUUGCGGCUCCAGACGACUCUCGGCGCGCUCAUCGAGCUCCCCGUCUACGUGGCGGUGCCGCUCCUGAGCAGGCGGCUCGGGCCGCGCAUCACUUGGGUAAUCUUCCUCGCCUUCGCCGCCGCCGUCUGCAACGACGCCUUCCCGACGGCAGCGCGCGGCUUCGGCGUGGCCGUCGCCUCCUGCUGCGGCCGGGUGGGGUCGGUGCUCGCGCCGCUCAUCGUGAACCUCAUGCCGGAAGAGGGCGGCUCGCGGAUGGCCGCCCUCGCGACGCUCGCGGGAGGGGGCGCCCUCGCCGCCUUUGGGCUGAGCCGCGCAGCCAGCGAGGCGAGCUGAUCAAGGCGUCGUCCCGUGGUGGCAGCGCUGGCAGCAGGGAGCAGUGUACUCGAAAAAAAGAGGAAAGAGCAAG
Emiliania huxleyi CCMP1516 is the source of this 1123-nucleotide messenger RNA. RefSeq lists its product as hypothetical. Gene Ontology annotation, molecular function: transmembrane transporter activity. Gene Ontology annotation, biological process: transmembrane transport. The transcript is spliced from 3 exons. NCBI's taxonomy places the organism in Eukaryota, Haptophyta, Isochrysidales, Noelaerhabdaceae. The record is from RefSeq and is a predicted model, not a curated record. Bases 1 to 1050 code for a protein of 349 amino acids.